CAGAGACAGAGACAGAGGCUCAGAGCCCAAGGGGCCAACAUUAUUAGUUUAGUAGUGGCAGUGCACCAUCACUGUAACGGCUAGUUUCUAAUUAUCUCCCCACCCAGAUUCUCACUUUCUAUUUAAACACAGUGAGCCCCUGGACUUGCUAUUCCAAUCCCCAACUCGCUUUUCUCUCUCUCUUUGUCAUAGCCAUAUCCUUCACUUGCCUUCUCUUCUCCAGACUUUGAUUUCCCAUGGUUAUUUUCUCAAGAAGGCUAACUUCUUCCUUUCUGUUCUUUCUAUUUCUAAGCUUUACAGAAGCUAAAGAAAUCUUGGUUGGUGGGAAGACAGACGCCUGGAAGAUUCCAUCAUCUGAAUCAGAUUCUCUCAACAGAUGGGCUGAAAAAUCCCGUUUCCGCAUCGGCGACUCUCUCGUGUGGAAAUAUGAUGGUGGCAAAGACUCAGUGCUGCAAGUGACCAAGGAGGCUUAUGCAAGCUGCAAUACCUCAAACUCAAUUGCAGAGUACAAGGAUGGGAACACCAAGGUUAAGCUUGAUAGGUCAGGGCCAUUUUACUUCAUCAGUGGAGCAAAGGGUCACUGCGAGCAAGGCCAAAAGUUGCACGUUGUUGUAUUGUCUCAAAAGCACAGGUACACUGGAAUCUCCCCAGCACCUUCUCUGGCAGAAAUUGAGGGUCCUGCCAUUGCUCCUACCAGCAGUGCUGCUGGGUUGAAGGCUGGUUUCUUGGUCACACUGGGGGUUGUAGUCUUGGGGUUGUUCUGAGAUGUGAGGGUAGUUUUGGUUUUGCGAGAGAGUUUGGAUUUUGCAAAUCCACGAGAGAUUAUUUCAUUUCGUUUUUAAUGUUGUUGAAUGUCUCACCAAAUUGGUGACAAUUUGGAGUCAUUUAUCGAUUCAUCAAAGAGUCUAUAAGAUCCAACAUGAUUCUAAAAAAUACGGCUUCAGAAGAAUUUAUAAGAUUUUCUCCAUUAAAAAUAAA
Molecule: messenger RNA, 978 nt
Organism: Gossypium arboreum
Lineage: Eukaryota; Viridiplantae; Streptophyta; Magnoliopsida; Malvales; Malvaceae
Product: early nodulin-like protein 3
Exons: 2
Coding region: 237-764 (175 amino acids)
Cellular component (GO): plasma membrane
Molecular function (GO): electron transfer activity
Source: RefSeq, a predicted model, not a curated record